Molecule: messenger RNA, 4951 nt
Organism: Linum trigynum
Lineage: Eukaryota; Viridiplantae; Streptophyta; Magnoliopsida; Malpighiales; Linaceae
Source: the annotation of a GenBank genome assembly
CUUUUUCAUUUCUCCAUAUUUGAACUACCUUGUUUUACUAAACAUGUGUUGAAUGCUUUGAGGACUUGAAAUUAUUAUCUUCGUCUUGGAAUGACUUUUUGAUGCCAUAGGAUUGUUUUCUUUGCUUUAAUGUUCUGGAUAUGAAAUUUGGGAGACCUUUGUGGGCUAUUUUCAUGCAUUUCUUGAGUUCUCAAAGACCGCCCACCUAGUAUUCGUAGAAAGUCCCCAACUACAUAGUUCCCAUUUUCUUCAAUCCUACUCAUUGAGCAUCAACUUCCACGCACUUGUUAACUCUAGUUUACUUAAUUUUGUAUUGUUUGGGGAGACCCUAGCAUUUUCCUUGUCAUUGAACUCCAUCUUCAUCUAAGCUCUAUCUUUUGUGCAUGCCUUAGUCUCACUCAAAUGUGGGGGGGAAACUUAGAGAGUUGUUGAGAGUUCUUUGAAUAUUCCUUUUUAUGUUAUGUGAUGUUUGGAUUGAUGGUUUGUUCAUUAUGUACUACUUGUUUUGAAGGAUGAUUUACAAGACUAAGGAAAUGGCACGUGGAGAGAGUUCUUCUAAUAUGGAGCGUUCUCGAACCUCUCAUCAUCGCCAAGGGCAUCAGAAGAAGAAAAGUAAAUCCGGGUCAAACGAAGUAAUUUUUGAAGAACCACAUCCACCAUCACUCUCUCCCCAUCUACAAAGGGAAAUCCAUCAAGAUAAUGAAGCCAAUGUUGGAGGCGGCAUAGAGCACAUCACUCACUAUUAUUUGGACAAUGUCCCCGAGCAAUUUAAGACCAAACUUAUGUGGCUUCAAGGACUUUCUCUAUGAGAGAGUACGUGUCUCAACUGGACACUCUUCGCACAACUUGGGGUCGAGGAUGCGAUCUGAUCCAAGGUUUAGAAAUUGGAGUGGCUUAAAUUGUUAUCCAUUCAAGAAAACAUCUACCGGGUACUUAACCUGGAGUUCAUUAGCACUCUUACCAUUCAAGAUAUGAGAGGUGUCGCCGACCUUGAAGACAACAUCCAAUUCGAACUAGGAAGAGAGCAUCUCCAACUUUCAAUAUAGGAAUUUAUAAGAGCCAUGGAUAUUUACCCGGCUAAUUUCAUUGACUCACCAGACGCAUUGGCCACCUUGACAAGGGAAUCCGACUUCCCAUGUUUCAAGUCCUUCUAUGAAUCCGAAGUCAAGAAAUCCAAUAGUUGGUUGUGGGAUGUCAAGUUAUCAAAGGCUAGUGAGGUGAAACUAGAGUGGCGGCUCAUCCACCAUGUGAUUGCUAGGUCCGUGGGUGGAAAGAACCAAAGUAAAGGCAAUUUAACUAACCGAGACGUCACUUUCUUACAAAGCAUGCACCUACCUCAAUCUCUUCACCUUGGUUUGGUCAUCUUGUCCAUCUUCAAACAUUAUGAAACAAAUCAUUGACUCACUGCCGUUCAUGGAGGAUUUUUUUUCACACGUCUUGCCAAGUAUUUUCAUGUCGACUUCGGUGCCAUGCAAUUUCGGUUGGAUAGUAGGACUACUCCUAUAUCCUUUCACGUCUUGAAUUCGAAAAUCAAAGCGUUGCACAUGAAUGACAAUGGCUUUUGGGGAGUACGCGAACUUACAUUUCAGCUACUAACACGUUGGACAUGGAGGGUACCGUGUUCCGCCUUCCGGAAGCUACGACGGAAAAAGGACGAAUAGGACUAGUAAAUGAGGAAGAACAAGUGGGAAGCAUGUUUGAGGGAGGAGAGGCGCCUACAUCCACUUCUCAUUCGGUUCCCUAACCGUUCAACAAUGCAAAGAUUACCGAGUCGGAGCGAUGAUAGCGGCGAUCCUUCACAAUAAAAGGAGGGAGAAGGAAGCGCGACUCCACAUCAUGGCACGCAUCCAUGCUAUAAUGAAGAAAAUGGAUAUUCCGAUUGAAGAUGUAUCGCCCAACUUGCUCGCCCCCCUCCCCUUUCACCAUUCCAAGAAUAAGAAGGACCCUCCGAUGAGGAUUGAGUACUAUGCAUCCAGGGCCUAAGUUCUAUCUUUUCUUUUUCUUUGUUUUCUUUGUUUUACUUUAAAACAACAUUUAAUUAUUGCUUUACUUUCGUUUUACUUUUCGUACUUUAAAUAUUCAUAUACUAGUAGUAAUCGUUCUUAUAUAUUCUACUUAUCGUACCUAUAACUCUUAAUUGUCUUCCUCUCUUCUUAUGCGCUUUAUCGUUGUGAAAACCGCCAGGAAGACAAAGACAUACACUUGUGUACCUUCACCAACCCACAACCUAACUUAUGGUAACUUUAAUGAUCUUUUCUUCUGAAUCUCCCACAUUGAGGACAAUGUGUUGAUCAAGUGUGUGGUGUGUGUGUGUGUGGGGGGGGGGGGGGAUGCUUGAAUGAUUUUCAUGAUUGAUUGAGCCAUGAAUUACUAGUAUCCUCCCUUGUUUAUGAAUUUAAGACAUUGAUGAAUGCUUAUUGGAGUGCAUGCUAGCGAUUUUGUGUGUUUGUGGUGUUGAGUGGCCAAAUGAUAGUGCUUUGGAACCUUGAAUGCAUUACCCAAAAAAUUUCAAAUUCGAGGGUUCCAAAAUACCUUAUUCCUUGCAAUCCCCUACUCGAUAUGCUUUGAAUUGAUAGGUGAUUAAUGUGUUGUGCUCUCUAGGGAGUAGUUGCAUGAUUAGAGUACCGGUGUAUGAGGGAUUUUAUACUCUUCUUCCUCUUAGGUGAGUUGAUAAUAUCUGCUAUUUUAGGAAGAACAUGUGUGCAGGAUUCCCUAUCAUUUUUGAACUCAAAAUCUUUUUAAAAGAGUUUCUCACAUGAGAGGAAACCGACCCUCAAGGUUCGGAGUGCCCUUUGAGGAUAUGUUUGGAGAUCGGAUAGCUUUACCGCGUCCCGACCAUCUCUCACUACUUACCAUCCCCCAAACAUCUUUACUCCUCAAUAAAUUGUAUGACAAGGUAAAAAGUACAUUUUAGCGAUUUAAGAGACCUCAAAGCUCUCAUUUGUACUCAACAUGUGUGGAAACCCAAUGUGGAGUGCAGCCUGUGAAGUGUCGCUCGGGCUAAGACGAAUCCGUCCAACAACUUCCCCACAUGUGAUCUUGAAAGGAAAGGAAAUGACUCAUCCAAUCUUGGUCAUGAUGGAUAUAUGCUUAUUUGCAAAAGAGUUCGCAAAAUAUUGGUGCAAUGCGUGUCAAUGUAGACAAAGGAGACCAAUAAACGACAACUUCUAAAUCGAAAGAAAGAAUAAAGAUCACCCUCAAAGUUCUUCUACUUAUUUGAUGAUUGAGAAGUCCUCGGUGCACACCUUGAAUGUUCGGCCCAAGGUAGUAAGUAUGGUCCUCACCCAAGAAGUUGUGUGUGCACAAUAAGAUGAUGGUAACAUUUUCUCAUCUCCAUCUACUCUUCUUUAUGCAAUGAAGAACUAGAGUACAUCCCACCUUGAUUUGCAUUGGUUUGACUAGGUUUGCUUGGGGACAAACAAAUGCCUAAGUGUGGGGGAGUUUGAUAACACCCAAAUUGGUAUUAUUUACCCUUCAUGUCUAGGUCUAUUCCUUGCUAAUUCAUGUGCAUAAUCAUUAGAAUAGCGUCAAUUGCAUCCUUAUUAUGUUCCUAUUUGAUUAUGAUGUGAUUUUAGGGUGCUUCAAACAUUAUAUGCGAAUUAGGUACGAACAGGGGCACAAGUGUAGCAAAAUGGGUAGAAGGCUGAAGAUCACGACCUGGAGAUGGAGAUCACGGCCGAGAAUACAUACUAUGACCUCAAGGUGAAGAUCGCGGCUUGAGAGCCUAAGAUCGCAGUUGCGAAUCUGAAGGCUUCGGGCGCAAACUUCGUGAAGAAGCCAGCCGAGGAGAAACAGAGAGUUUCCCUAGUCUGAUCACGAAAACAGUUCACCCUGGCCGCGAGGAAGUUCACAGCCGUGCUUCACAGAUCACGAACAUGAAGCCAGCCCGCGAACCCCUCGCGUUUGAAGGCCAAAACGGCGAAGUCGACAAAUCGCGGUCUCAAGGAAGAAGAUCGCGACCGCGAUCUUCACACUACUUGGCUAUGAACUUUCAUGUCCUCUGAAGGCUAUAAAUAGAAGACCCCUUUCACCCAUUUGAGAGAGAUGAUUUUGAGAUAUAAAUUUAUGGUUAGAGAGAGAAGUUGAAGGAAAGAUAAGAGGAGAAGAUGAGAAGAAAGAGAAGGCGCUAGAAGAGAGGAGUCACCUUCCUCAACAUCAAGUAUUCCCUAAUUUCUUCUAUGUAUCUUAUUCCCUCCUUUAUGGAGUAGUCUUCUAAGGUACUAGGGGUUCUAAACCUCAAACUCUAGUUUUAUGUCUAUUAUGUAAUGUAUGAAUAUUUUAGGGUUUUGAAUAAAUAUAUUUAUCUAGUUGAUUUCAUUGCUUCUCUAGCUUUAAUUGUGUUUGGGUAAAUCGCCAUAAUCUUCUCUACUAGCUUACUUGAGCUUCUACGCUGGGUAUGGAGUUUUAGGGUUAGACGGGUAUGCGUCAUCAAGCAAAUUAGAUUAGAUGAAUGAAUAGAAUCUUAUGGUGGACGAGGUGACUAUAACCCUGCCAUAGGAAUCCCUUCCUAGAUAGAACCCAGGAUGAAACCUCGGUGUGGACAGUGGGUAGUACCCAUUAAAAUGAGCUAUGUUCUUAAUGCCCAAUAUAUGAUAGCCUAGAUCGAGGUGACUGACAUGGGUUUAAGGGAGGCGUACUCGGAGGCAUGUGGAUAACCAAGAAAGCACAUGGAAAAGAGCUCACUCACCACAUUCACUAAACCAAACUUAUUUAGAUAUUUUCAUAGUAAACCUAGGCUCGGGUGAGGGAUAGUUCCCUGAAGUACCUACUUUUAUCCAUAUUUGUUCUCUCUACUAGAUAUUUCGCUUGAAUCCUCCAUCACAAACCCUUGAACCGAUCGGCUAGAUAACAACAACGUGGGAAGUAGGCUAGGGUACCGAGACCCGAGUGAAUACGAUCUUGAUUGCCACUUUAUGACAAUGUCAUUCUAGAUUAAACUUGGUCUAGGAUG